Molecule: messenger RNA, 2052 nt
Organism: Gordionus sp. m RMFG-2023
Lineage: Eukaryota; Metazoa; Nematomorpha; Gordioida; Chordodea; Parachordodidae
Product: 5'-3' exonuclease PLD3-like
Exons: 9
Coding region: 1-1527 (508 amino acids)
Molecular function (GO): catalytic activity
Source: RefSeq, a predicted model, not a curated record
AUGGAUGACAGAACCUACAUUAUUUAUAAAGAAUUGGAAAAACCCACGAUAUGUAGGUUUCUCUACAUUGUAAAAGGAAAAUUUCCAAGGCCAUCAUGUGUUUCAAUAUUCGUUUGCAUAGCCUUACUUACUAUUUUGCUGUUAUUCCCAUUUCUACAAAAAGAAUCUCCUAAAAAUGUUCAUAUAGAACAUUGUAAAGAUCACUGCAGUUUUACAUUGGUAGAAAGUAUUCCAGAAGGAAUUAAUUUUAAUUCAACUCUUCAUUCAAAUUUAACUUAUGAUGUAUGGAAAAAACUAAUUGAUGAUUCAAAAAAAAAUAUAUGUAUAGCUUCAUCAUAUUGGACAUUAAGAAGCAGUAAUGUUUUUAAUGAUAAUUCGAGUUGGGAGGGCCAAUCUAUAUUCGAUUCUUUAUAUGACGCAAGUCUGAAUAGAGCGAUAGAUUUGAGGAUUGUUCAGAAUUAUGCUCGCGAGACUCCGGACACUUCUAUAUUAGCUCAAGCGGCGAACGCCAAGGUGAGGAAGCUUGAUUUCCGUAAAUUUUCUAACUACGGUAUCCUUCACACCAAGCUGUGGAUAUUCGACGAUACCCAUUUUUACAUAGGCAGCGCUAACAUGGAUUGGCGAUCCCUUACUCAAGUAAAAGAAGUCGGGGUCCUAGCCCGUGAUUGUGCAUGCUUAGCCCGAGAUGUUCGAAAAAUAUUCGAAUCCUAUUGGUUGGUUAGUGCAUCACGCGAACUGCCUCUAGCGACAAAUAAUCAGGAAAAUCUAUUGACACGUAAUCAGGCGACUAUCUUGCCACCUUGGCCGGACAAUAUGACUGCUUCGUAUAACGUAACUCAGCCGGCUGUCAUCAGCAGCAUAGAUGGAACGAUGUAUAACGUCUAUAUUUCGAGUUCUCCCCCGAUUUUGAAUGGUAAAGAUCGUUCGAAUGAUAUAGACGGAAUACUGGACGUUAUAAAUAAUGCUCAAAAGUAUGUCCACAUAUCUGUCAUGGAAUACAUGCCAGGAACAUUGUAUCUUCCAUCCUUCCAAUACUGGCCGAUAAUAGACAACGCUUUAAGAGAGGCCGCUCUUAACAGGGGUAUCAAAAUAAGAAUGCUAAUCAGUUGGUGGGAACAUUCUAAUCCCAAGACUCUCCAUUUCUUAAAAUCGCUUUACGAAUUGACUUUUACCGGAUUAGCCGAUAUACAAAUAAGGAUUUUGGUGAUACCAUCAUUCAACGACAAACAAAAGAAAAUCCCCUACGCUAGAGUCAAUCAUAAUAAAAUAAUGGUCACUGAUUCGGCCGCAUACAUUGGGACUUCGAAUUGGAGCGCUGAUUACUUUUUAUGGACUGGCGGGGUGGGCAUAAUUAUAAAACCUUUGAUUAACGGCACCACGCAGAAUUACGAAAAUUUACACGUCACCGACGAUUUUAGGAGUCAAUUGGAGCAAUUAUUUGACAGGGAUUGGUCGUCAGAUUUGACGAUAGAUCUUUAUAACUUCACCAUCCCAAAAAAUUUUGCUUUUUCUUCCAAUAAUUUUUAAAACAUUUUUGUCGUAUAAACAUUUCUCGUUACAUUUCGCGGAUUUUGACGCCCAUUUUUUUAGUGUAAUUGUUUUACGAUUAUAUAGAACUAUCAGCUGAUCCAACUCAAUUUAAAACUAGUUUUAUUUUGCUCAAAAUUUUUCUGUUUUUUUGCUCUUUAUAUUAUUUUAUUUAGUUUAAAAAAAACAAGAAUUACAAUUAUUUUUAUUUUUUUAAUACUAAAAAAAUAAUUUCAACAUCGUUUUCUAAUUAAACUAGUAAACAACCAUGUUUUAUCAUUUUAAAGAAAAUAUAAUAUUUAAUAAUCCUAAUGCGCCAAUCUCUUUAUGAACUUUUGUGCCAAUAUUUUAACUAAUUGUGUUAAUUUAUUUUAAAAUUUUAUCGGUUUCAAUUUAUAUAAUUUUGUUUAUUUUCUGAUAGUAUGUUUUGACCAUUGUUUAUCUUUAUUCUUCAGUAUUAAUUAGGGUUUUUUUAAAAAAAUGCCCGAUUCGGGUCAGUUUUUUAAAACGACUCUAAUAGUAUUA